UGGCGGAAGGGGAAGCGGCGCCGCCGCCGGGCGGCUGUGAACCUGGUGUUUUGCCACUGCUGUGCUACAUAAUACGAAAAUUCCUGAAAUCCUCAGAUGUGAUUCAUUGUUGUCAGCAUGGAACCACUGAAACAGUCUGCAGAAGUUAACAGAGAGAUUGUAAAGGAAAAAGAUCUUGCAGACGCUCUAGAAGAAGGAGGCUGUGAUCUUGAAACAGUGAGAAACAUCAUUCAAGGAAGGCAAUUACCUGCUUAUCUGAGGGCCAAAGUCUGGAAGAUUGCACUUAAUGUUGUAGGAAAGGGGGACAGCCUAGCAUCCUGGGAUGGCUCUUUAGACCUACCAGAACAGACUAUAAUUCAUAAAGAUUGCCAAGAGCUGAUUGACCAGUUGUCAGUGCCAGAGGAGGAGAAGUCAGUAUUACUUCUGGAUAUCGAAUCAAUUAUUACUUUUUAUUGUAAAUCACGCAAUGUUAAAUACAGUUCUUGCCUUGGCUGGAUACAUCUUCUCAAACCUCUGGUGCACCUUCGUUUGCCACGCAGUGAUUUGUACAACUGCUUUUAUGCUAUCAUGAACAGAUUCAUUCCAAGGGAUUGUUUUAUGAAAGGAAGACCAUUUCAUCUAUUUAGACUGCUUCUUCAGUACCAUGAGCCUGAACUCUGCUCCUUUCUUGAUACUAAGAAGAUGACUCCUGACUCAUAUGCACUCAACUGGCUUGGAAGCCUCUUCUCAUAUUACUGUUCAACUGAAGUCACUCAGGCAAUAUGGGAUGGAUAUCUACAACAAGCAGAUCCGUUCUUUAUUUAUUUCUUAAUGUUAAUCAUCCUUGUCAAUGCAAAAGAUGUUAUCUUAGCACAAGAAUCAGAUAAAGAAGAAAUGAUAAAAUUCUUAGAAACUUCACCAGCCAAUCUUGAUUUAGAAGAUAUAGAAGAUCUCUUCUCUUUGGCACAAUAUUACUGUAGCAAAACUCCAGCUUCUUUCAGGAAGGACAACCACAGUCUUUUCGGCAGCAGCUUGCUGGGCCUCAAAGAUGAUGACACAGACUUGAGCCAGGCUCUCUGUCUAGCAGUUUCUGUGUCUGAGAUUCUUCAAGCAAAUCAGCAACAAGGAGACGGAGUAAGGUUCUUUGUAGUGGAUUGUCGUCCUGCAGAGCAAUACAAUGCUGGACAUUUAUCAACAGCAUUCCAUUUAGACUCUGAUUUGAUGCUUCAAAACCCAUCAGAAUUUGCACAGUCUGUAAAAUCCCUAUUAGAAGCACAAAAACAAUCUAUUGAGUCUGGCUCUAUAGCUAGUGGGGAGCAUCUCUGCUUCAUGGGAAGUGGCAGGGAAGAAGAAGAUAUGUAUAUGAACAUGGUGCUAGCACACUUCUUACAGAAAAAUAAGGAGUAUGUAAGCAUUGCCAAAGGAGGAUUUAUGGCCCUCCAGCAGCACUUAGCAGAUAUCAAUGUGGAAGGACCAGAAAAUGGAUAUGGACACUGGAUUGCUAGUACUUCGGGCUCAAGAUGUAGCAUAAACUCCUCUGUUGAUGGUGAUUCUCCUAAUGGUUCAAGUGAUGGGAAAGGAGUAAAGUCUCUGAUGAAUAAAAUGACGGUUGCUCUGAAGACUAAAUCUGUGAAUGUGAAAGAAAAGGUUAUUAGUUUUAUUGAAAAUACAUCUACUCCAGUGGACAGAAUACCUUUCAAUAUUCCCUGGCCAGACAGAGCAAGCCUGGAGCGACAUGUCAGCAGCAGUGACAGAGUAGGAAAACCCUACCGGGGUGUGAAACCAGUAUUCAGCAUCGGGGAUGAAGAAGAAUAUGAUACUGUAGAUGAAAUUGAUAGCUCCUCAAUGUCAGAUGAUGAUCGAAAAGAGGUUGUCAACAUCCAAACAUGGAUAAAUAAACCUGAUGUGAAGUAUAACUUCCCCUGUAAAGAAGUAAAAGAAAAUGGACAUAUGUUUCCCAGUCAUCUCCUAGUGACGGCAACUCAUAUGUACUGUUUGAGAGAGAUUCCAUCACGAAAGGGACUGGCUUACAUACAGUCUCGACAGGCACUCAACUCUGUUGUCAAAAUCACAUCCAAGAAGAAACACCCAGAACUGAUCACCUUUAAGUAUGGAAACAGCAAUACUUCAGGCAUAGAAAUUUUGGCAGUUGAAAGGUAUUUGAUUCCAAACGCAGGUGAUGCUACCAAAGCCAUAAAACAACAGAUAAUGAAAGUAUUGGAUGCCUUGGAGAGUUAAUAACUAAAGACUUUGUAGAGAAGUUUCUAAAGAAGAAGCAGCCAAGAUACUGUAUGUGGACACAAACUGUUUCCCAACUCAAUACUAACUUAAGAGAAUUUUUCUGUUUGCUGUUGGGAGUGCCUGAGUAGCAGGCUUAAGAUAGGGUAAAUUAUUAUCCAUUUCUAAACAGGAUUUUAAAUUUUUUUAUGACUUUGUUUGUUUGUAAUAAACGUUUAUUAUAAAGGUCAGUUUGCUUAAUUUUCAGUGCAGCCUUAAUGUGAGGGAUCUGCAUCUUUGCAAGAUAAGAUGCAGCUGGGUUUGCAUUUGCUACGUUCAAGUAAUGAAGCUCUGCCAGAUAUGGAGAAAAAAUUGAAAACAAUUAUUUUUAAAUUACUAUCCUGUGAAAGUAAAAUGACUCUAUUGUCUACAGUCCAUAAAUUUGAUUUUUACCUACUGGGUAGUAUCAAGGACUUAGGGUUAUCAGCAGAGCAGAUAAAAAUGUUGGAAAUACUGGUUCCUUCUCAUUGAAAAUGGUCAAGUCCAGCUUGGGCUGCAGAUAAAUGGAAAAAAUACAAGCAUUUUGUAAAAUUAACUUUUUUUAGAAAAUCUUAACUGCUACUAGGUUAAAAAGUUGGAAUUGGUGGUAAAUACCAAAAUGAACUGUGCACAAUAAGCUUUUAUUACAGGGUUGUGAUUUUUUUAAUUAUGCAAAAUUUUAAAUUUCAUAGGUUGAGGCUGUUUCUCCUGUAAAGGUGGGCAUGUGCAUUGAAGUUGAAUUUAAUGCUUCAAAAUAGAAUAUGACAGUUGAAAACGAGUUGCCUUGCUCCUCAGAACAAAAUGUCUAAGAUAAUUAGACCUCUAAAAACCUUCUGUUUGGCACAGAAGUGGUUAUAUGCUGGUCAGAGGUGUGCUCAGCAAGAAAACUACUGCACACAAAGUUAAGAGAUUCAAGUGCUAUAUACCUGUGAUAAAUGUAUUCAUUAUGUGUUGCCUUAUCAUUUCAAGCAUUUGUUUAUGUUCUUUUAAUAAACAUCUUCUAAAUUAGUUCCAUGUUUGAAAGAUGGCAACUCUGUGAUUGUUUAUCAGCAGCUCUCCACUUGUUUCAAGAACAGUUCUCUUGUUAAAAAGCUCAGUACAGGCCUCGGCAGAGCAUCUUCAUAAGACUGUUGUGGAAAUUACCAAAAACUGUGAAAUAAAAGACAAUAGGGGUUAGCUUUGCUGUGUGAAGUCUUCUGAGUAUUUGAAUCAAAACCUCUUAAUUGGUACCUCAUCAGGAGGUAAAAUAAAUUAAACUGACCUUUAUAAGAAACAGUUAUUCUAAGUUAUUUUACUAGGAAUCAAGCUAGGGCACCUUAAUUCUGGAACUAAUUCCUUUCUAUUUUUUUUUCACUGUAGUAAACACCAAUAGAACUUGAACUGUUGAAGAUAUUUGCAUGAAAUUGCACCUGGGCCAAUGCUCAUGUAUUUAUAGUUUUGCCCAGCAGCUGUUGUAUUACAUUUUCCUCUUCCUACUCCCUUCUGAAAAUACCCUGAAGAGUCUCGGACUCUGUGCCUACUUCAGCAAUGAGAUUUUUUUCAUGUAAAAAUGUUUGUGUUACUGUUUAUAAACUACAGUUGUAAAUAAACCAGUCCAAUUUGAACAUAA
This is a messenger RNA of Apus apus (common swift), 3844 nucleotides long. RefSeq names its product TBC1 domain family member 23 (gene TBC1D23). The record is from RefSeq and is a predicted model, not a curated record. NCBI's taxonomy places the organism in Eukaryota, Metazoa, Chordata, Aves, Apodiformes, Apodidae. Gene Ontology annotation, biological process: embryonic brain development; retrograde transport, endosome to Golgi. The coding region runs from base 118 to 2217 and encodes 699 amino acids. The transcript is spliced from 20 exons. Gene Ontology annotation, cellular component: trans-Golgi network.